Messenger RNA from Verruconis gallopava, 721 nucleotides. RefSeq lists its product as uncharacterized. Gene Ontology annotation, molecular function: DNA-binding transcription factor activity. The transcript has a single exon. Lineage: Eukaryota; Fungi; Ascomycota; Dothideomycetes; Venturiales; Sympoventuriaceae. The record is from RefSeq and is a predicted model, not a curated record. Gene Ontology annotation, biological process: regulation of termination of DNA-templated transcription. The coding region runs from base 124 to 600 and encodes 158 amino acids.
AAAGCACAACAACAGCGAGAACUCUCACCUUUGGAAUAAAGAGCUCAAUUGUGUUCACAUACAUCUCCUGAAGACCGGAAACUGCUUUCUCGGAAGCCGCACCGCCCAGCGCGGCUGUAAGACAUGGCGACGCCCUGGUCCCAGGAGGUAACCGGGCCAACCAACCUCCGAGAGCGUGUCCUAGAAAUCACGAAGCAGCUCAGCGAUACAUUGCAAGUCGUAGAAAGAGAGAAAGAGAUUGAUAGAAAGCAACUAAGCAAAGCCCUCAAGAGCGCGUUACUCGCGCUCGCCAAAAUCAAGGACACCCCUGACGUAGCCUCCCUAGAAGAGAAGGUAGAUCGACUGCGCACAGAGAUAGUGAAAGGAUGGAAAAGCAUAGAUGAAGCCUUCCGACACCUCCGAGAAGACAUAGAGGCAACAAAGGCAAAUACACAAGCAGCAGUAACAGUGGGUAAAGAAGCGAAGACAGCGGCGAUUGAGGCACUUGACAUAGGCAGGACGGUACUCAGAAAUAAAGGGACACACCAGCAGCAGGCUAUGGCAAGCUAUGCUGCCGUGGCAGCGAAAGGAGCAACGGCAAUAAGUACAUAUAGUCCAUAAAACACCAGACCUCCUGCUUAAACGCAUCGUGAGAUCAUCGUGAAUAUUAGAAAUGCACAAACGAUCCACCACCUGCGUUCCAUGAACCCACGCAACCUGAAAGCCCAUGUCGAACAAGCCA